This is a messenger RNA of Racocetra persica, 208 nucleotides long. NCBI's taxonomy places the organism in Eukaryota, Fungi, Glomeromycota, Glomeromycetes, Diversisporales, Gigasporaceae. The record is from the annotation of a GenBank genome assembly.
CUGUAUAGAGCUCACAGUUGAUCUUAUUAAUAUUCAAGACUCAUAUAAAGUUGCUACUAAAGAAAGACCUCCUAAACAUAGAUAUAUAAGCAGCAUCGAAAAGAAACAAGCUCGUAGUUCAAAUUCGACUUGCAGAUUCUACAAAUAUCAUACUUGUGGUCAACUUGGUCAUAAUUCUAUAUUUUAUAAAAGAGAUAUAGACAGUUAA